Molecule: messenger RNA, 2403 nt
Organism: Anneissia japonica
Lineage: Eukaryota; Metazoa; Echinodermata; Crinoidea; Comatulida; Comatulidae
Product: neuralized-like protein 2
Exons: 3
Coding region: 248-1156 (302 amino acids)
Biological process (GO): intracellular signal transduction
Molecular function (GO): ubiquitin protein ligase activity
Source: RefSeq, a predicted model, not a curated record
GUAGUGUCCAGCCGAAAUAUUGUAAUAGAAAAUGGCAACUCUUACAGUGUCAUUGUUGUGAAAGGCUGUACGAAUUAAGUUUGUUAUUAUAGGUCUAGGCCUAUACAUAUGCAUAUUCUAACGCUGAACUAAAAUUAUCGACAGACAUACAACUAAUAUAAUAAUUGAUCUGACCCAAACUACCUGGUAAGGUUUCAAGCUUUGCAAUUUGAUGGAUUGAAAACAGCAUGAUAUUCUGUUUACCGAAAUGCCUCAGAUGAGAUUCCACAAGCACCAUGGCUACAACAUUGAACUUACCGAGGAAUGCCAAAUAGCAAAACGAAAAUUCAGUUUUGCAAAUGCCAUAACUUUUGGACAGCAUCCUCUUAAGCCCGGCGACCUGUUCCUUUUUGAGAUAGAGUCGCAAGAACUGGGUUGGAGCGGCCACUUAAGAUGUGGUCUUACUCAGUACAACCCUGAGAAUCUAAAAUGUCACUACAAAGUGCCCUCAUGGCCGGACACACCUCCUGCAUCACAUUCACGCACCCAUCAUGUAGGUGCACAGUCGAGUGUUGACAGUGAAGCGGGGCUGGAGUACAUUCCACAAUAUUCUAUGCCGGAUUUAACCAACAUGGGGAAAUCAUGGAUGCACGCGGUAACUAAGUACCCUACCCGGUCCGAGGACUACCCAACAGAAUUAGACAAUCCUUUUGAAGUGGCCGAACAAUCAAAAUCUUCAAACAAAUUCAUACAAAACAUAGGAAAUUUUUUAAUUGUUGGCAAAAGUACAAUCCCAAAGAGGUAUUUAGUACGCGAUGAUUUUGCCAUCGACAUGGAGCUGAAUGAAAAGAUAGCAAGUAGGAGGUAUUCCGCAGUAUGUGUUGGAAGUCGAAUAGGAAUUACUUUUAACAUUCAAGGUGAUAGCGCUUAUAUGUAUUUCAUUAUUAAUGGUGAAGAUAGUAGCGGUACUAAGAUGGAACGCGCUAAUUUGUCCGCACCUUUUUUCCCUGUUGUUGAUGUGUAUGGUGUCACAAAGCAAGUACGGAUUCUGCAGAUCUCAUACAUGCCAUCACUACAGGAAAUGUGCCGAGAUGUCAUUAUAUCACAGAUCACUUCCUCUGCUAUUGGUGCCUUGCCUCUUCCCUCUAAACUGAAACACUACUUGAAGUUUGAAUGACAAAAAGACCCUUCCCAAAGGAACCAGCAAAAUAUUACUGAUUUUAACUUUUUUUUUUUUUAGUAGAAAUUGAUGAAAUUUUUUAAAGCUGCAAAGUGUUACACACAAUACAUACUUCAGUGAAGGGUCUUGGGAAUACAUAGCUUCUGUUUUUAAAAUCAUUAAAUUUGUGGAAAUUGUAGAUACAGUACCAGUAAGCCCACUCCAGUAUGUAAUUUUUAUGGAUUAUAAGUUGCCCGUUCAUCACACGAAUUUAGUAAAUAUUAGCAAAUUAUACCAAGAUUAUUUUUCAUAUCAAGGAUAUACGGUAUCUGUCGUGAGAAUGCAUGUUCAUGUAAAAAUACCAAUGAUAUCUCUCACCUUCUCUCUGUAAAAACAGACCUCAAUGAUGCCAGAGUUCCUGAGGUAUUUUGGAAGGUUUUGUCGCAUGGUAACAGGGCACAGCGUAUCUGUCAUUUGGCGCCCCCACCUUGUAUGAUGAGUAUCUUGUUGCUGGCAACGAACGUGUCAACAUGUUCGCUGGCAGGGGUUUAUUCAGUUAGCCAGGAAUGUGAUUUUAUGUCCAGUCCUGUCUAAACAUAACACUAUUAUAUUGUACGUAAACUCACUGGCAGUGGUAGCCAGAAUGUGAACUCUCAUCUUGGAGGUUCAGGCAAGAACCUGGAAUUAAUGAUCUUAAAAAAAAAUACUGUAUGAUUGUUUAUGUUUCAUUGCAGUUGAUGAGAAUAAUUUUCAUUAUGGUGGUGCCCUUUAAAGGACUGUUUAUACUUGCUAUGACAUCAUUUGUGAAAAUAUAUUUUUAUCGUAUACACGAUAAAUUGUUAUCAAAUCGUGCUAGUGUGAAAAGUUCUCAUUUCUUUUAUUUUCAAUAUGAACAAUUGCUUUUUAGCUUUUUACCGUUUUUUUAUCGUUACCGUUGCAAGUAUUAACAGGCCUUUAUGCCUUGAUGUAUGAGAUGAAACUAGGAAAAAGGAUUGACAGUCAACGUGUUAAUCCAUAAAAUAGUUCAUAUAUGAAGUAGUCAUUUUAUUAUAUAAAUAUACUUAACAUAAUAAUGCAAGACAGAAUGUUCCUCUUUUCUCCUAAGACCUUUUUUAUCUUCGUAAUUUGAAUUUAUUAUACAGUAUACAUAUUUGUCAUACUUGAAUUUUCUUAUAAUUUGAUUUAAUAAAAUUAAGUUUAUCUUUGCAAUUAUUUACAGUAUAGUUACAGUAAAAAUUUCCUAAGUUGACUUUGCCUAACUUGAA